Messenger RNA from Closterium sp. Naga37s-1, 1797 nucleotides. The record is from the annotation of a GenBank genome assembly. Lineage: Eukaryota; Viridiplantae; Streptophyta; Zygnematophyceae; Desmidiales; Closteriaceae.
AUGGUAACUGUGCUGCUCGCCGGUAACUUGCUCACGCUUCAAAUCCGUUACUUUCCUCUUCCCCCUCCCACUGUUCUCCUUUACGAACCCCCCUUUUACCCCCAUCCCUCCUCCAGCACCGCGCCGCUCGCGGAGCUGGUGGAGGCGGUGCUGCGCUGCUGCCUGCAGUCGCCCGGCUGCUCGCCGCGCCAAUACGCCCACACGCUUCUCGUGUGCUCCCAGUUUUGUGACAUUGGCAUGUCUCCCGCAAUAUUGCGCGUUCUGCCUCCCUCCGUGCUGCUGCCACGCAUUGAGCGCUGGAGCGACUCCAACCUGCACUUUCUGAGAAGCUGCGCUGCUGCUGGGAACAGCGAGGCCUUGUUCAUUCUCGGCAUGAUCUACACCUACUGUUUCAACGACCCUUACACAGGCUCGGCGCUCCUUACCCGAGCAGCCAGGGACGGACACGUGGCAGCUCUGCAUUCGUUGGCGAUAUUCCUGCUCAACCGUGGCAAUGCGAUGCCCAAGAGGGGCUCACCUGCGCGCACGGCAGUGCAGCUGCUGCUUCGGGCGGCACAGGGCGGCGACAUUGCAUCGCUGGUGGAGCUGGCGCACUGCGUGCAGCACGGCGUGGGGGCGCAGAGCAACGAGCGCAUGGCCCACUUGCUGCUCGCCCGUGCGCGCGCCCUGCAAGUGCUGCGACGACAGCAGGUGCGGCGAGGGGGGCAAAUGGAGCACGGGGAGCAAUUGCACUUAAACUCUCACCAGCGGCAGCAGCAGCAGCAGCAGCAGCAGCAGGCAAUGCAGCAGCAGCAGCAGGUGAGGCAGCAGCAAGAGCAGAGGAAACGGGUGCUGUGUGGGGCUUGGGGUUGUGAUUUGACACAAGGAAAUGUGAUCCCUCAGGUGAAACCUCAGGUGCCGCCAGCACCGCCAACUGCAGAACUGGCAACAACACAAGAAACGCAGCUGCUACCCAUCCCGCCAGCAGCAGCACGUGUGCCACCAACCUCAUCAACAGCAGCAGCACAUGAACCACUCGCCUCACCAGCAGCACGAGAACCAUUCACCCGGUCAGCAGCAGCACACGAAUCGUCCAUGCCAGCAGCAGCAGCGCACGAAUCACCUACCCCAGGAGCAGAAGAGCAGCAGUGGCUGCCGGUGCCUCGUCACCCCAUCCACUCCUUCCUGCUGCAAUGGCGCAAGCAGGAAGAAGAGAUUUUUGCCUUGUCCUCGGCUUCUAGCUCGCAUGGCUCCAACCUCACCGCCGAGCGGAAAAGGAGGUCAGGGCUUCGCCGGCGCAGGUACCAGCUGCUGCUAGAGGACCUGGAAGGCAUGGGGGAGGAAGAAUUCAGGGAUUUGUUUCGCAUCAACCGCGCAAUUCUUGACUACAUUGUCAACGGGAUGGCGCACUACAUGCAGCCCUACGUUGACAGAUACUUGAUCACGCACGAGGUGGCAUGCCUUGUGGCUAUCAAAUACCUGGCCAGCGGCAUGUCGUUUCGAGACCUGUCGGCAGUCUUCGGCCUGUCCAAGACGCUGUGCCACACGCUGGUAGAUGCGCUCCUCAUGCACUUCCCGACGGCCUUCAAGCAGCAGUGGGUCCACUUCCCGAGCCGUGACGACCUCGAUGAGAUGGCGGAGGAGUUUCGCGCCAUCAAGGGAGUCCCUGCGGUGGUGGGGGCUAUAGACGGCACACACAUACCCAUGAAGGGGAUGGAGGGGCACAGGCAAGAGUACUACACGCGCAAGUCAUGCUACGCAGUGCAACUGCAGAUCACAUGCGAUGCUCGCGGCAUCAUUUGGGACUACUUGGCCUAA